AUGCCUUCACAAGUAACGACGUGUCUGCGCCUUGCGCGGCAGUUCUCUGCCAAUCCCACAAAGCACCAACGAUUCCUCGCACGAGCAUUCUCGAGCAGCCUUCGCCGGAAUGAGAUCAACAAGGUGGUGGCCUCUGCCGAGGAAGCGAUCAAGGAUAUGAAGUCCAACUCCACCCUUCUUGCAGGAGGAUUCGGUCUGUCCGGUGUUCCCGACACACUGAUCAGCGCCGUGCGCGCCAACCCCUCGAUCACAGGCUUGACCGUUGUCAGCAAUAACGCAGGCGUUGAUGGAGCUGGCUUGGGUCUCCUCCUCCAGUCCAAGCAGAUCAAGAAAAUGAUUGCCAGCUACGUUGGAGAGAACAAGACCUUCGAGCGGAUGUAUCUGACCGGCGAAAUCGAGCUGGAGCUGACGCCCCAGGGCACGCUGGCCGAGCGGUGUCGUGCCGGUGGCGCCGGCAUCCCUGCCUUCUUCACCCCAGCGGCCUGUGGAACGGUCGUCCAGACCGGCGAGCUGCCGCUCAAGCAUAACCCCGACGGCACGGUCGCUCUGUACAGCCAGCCGCGGGACGUCAAGGUCUUCGACGGCAAGAGCUAUGUGAUGGAGGAGGCGAUCAAGGGCGACUAUGCUUUUGUCAAGGCGUACAAGGCGGACAAGCUGGGUAACUGCCAGUUCCGGUACGCCGCGGCGAACUUCAACGGCGCGAUGGGCCGCAACGCCAAGAUGACCAUUGUGGAGGCCGAGCACAUUGUUGAACCGGGCGAGAUCGAGCCCGCUGCCAUCCACCUGCCGGGUAUUUAUGUCAAGCGCGUCGUUCAGAGCACGGCGCCAAAGAACAUCGAGAAGUACACCUUUGCCAAGGAGGAUGGCGACGACACUGCCGCGCUGGGCAAGGGCGACACGGCCGCGAAGCGGGAGCGCAUCGUCCGUCGUGCCGCCAAGGAAUUCAAGAACGGCAUGUAUGCUAACCUGGGUAUUGGCAUGCCCAUGCUGGCGCCCAACUUUGUCGAUCCCUCGGUGGAAGUCAUGCUUCAGUCGGAGAACGGUAUUCUCGGUCUGGGCCCCUACCCUAAGAAGGGCCAGGAGGACGCGGACUUGAUCAACGCCGGCAAGGAGACCGUCACCCUCAUUCCCGGUGCGGCCGUCUUCGGCAGUGAUGAGUCGUUUGGAAUGAUCCGCUCCGGACGCAUCGACCUGACCAUCCUAGGUGCGAUGCAGGUGAGCGCCCGUGGUGAUCUGGCCAACUGGAUGCUCCCCGGUAAGAUCAAGGGCUUCGGAGGUGCAAUGGACCUAGUCUCUAACCCCUCCGCCACCAAGGUGGUGGUGACUAUGGAGCACACAGACAAGAAGGGCAACCCCAAGAUCGUCAAGCAGUGCGAGUUCCCUCUCACCGGCAAGACCUGCGUCAGCCGGAUCAUCACCGAGCUUUGUGUCUUUGAUGUCGACUUUACUGACGGAUUGACUUUGGUCGAGCUUGCCGAUGGGGUUACUGUCGAAGAGGUCCGCAGCAAGACGGAAGCUCCAUUCAAGGUUGCGGACGAUAUCAAGCCCAUGCUUUGA
Messenger RNA from Aspergillus thermomutatus, 1557 nucleotides. Its product is annotated as 3-oxoacid CoA-transferase. Gene Ontology annotation, biological process: ketone body catabolic process. The transcript is spliced from 3 exons. The record is from RefSeq and is a predicted model, not a curated record. Lineage: Eukaryota; Fungi; Ascomycota; Eurotiomycetes; Eurotiales; Aspergillaceae. The coding region runs from base 1 to 1557 and encodes 518 amino acids. Gene Ontology annotation, molecular function: succinyl-CoA:3-oxo-acid CoA-transferase activity.